Molecule: messenger RNA, 8748 nt
Organism: Oncorhynchus gorbuscha (pink salmon)
Lineage: Eukaryota; Metazoa; Chordata; Actinopteri; Salmoniformes; Salmonidae
Product: tau-tubulin kinase 1-like
Exons: 15
Coding region: 417-5039 (1540 amino acids)
Biological process (GO): peptidyl-tyrosine phosphorylation; peptidyl-serine phosphorylation; signal transduction
Cellular component (GO): cytoplasm; nucleus
Molecular function (GO): ATP binding; protein serine/threonine kinase activity
Source: RefSeq, a predicted model, not a curated record
UUACCGCAGCCACAAAGUCGUAAAUCCCGCCUAUUUCUACCAUUUACAUGCUUAAAAUCUGAUUUUAAACCUAAUUCCCUAACCUUAACCACACUGCUAACCUUACGCCCAACCCUAACCUUAAAUUAAGACCAAAAAACAACAACAAAAUCAUGCAUUUUUACGAUAGCCAGAAUUUUUGGCUGUGGUAACUAGUGGAAACUCUGAUUCAGAGGAGUAGAACGAAGCGGAUAACGGGGAGAAUGGAGACUGGUGCAACGACAAACGACACAUAGCCUAUGUCUUUACCACGACCUCGCUCAAGAAAUGAUGCACCUCUCAAAUUCCUCGCGCACCGAGGCCUUACACCGAAGUCAGAAGAUAAGGUAAAUGGCUGAAUCGAGUUGGGAGCUACUGUGCCUCUGUCUGGCCGACCAAUGCAGUGUGUAGGGACGGUCGCCCAGCCCGACGAAAACAUGAACGGAGCGGGGGAGCAGGUGGACAUCCUGUCUCCCAACUGCAUGGUAAAGGACAGAUGGAAAGUGCUGAAGAAGAUUGGUGGGGGAGGUUUUGGUGAGAUCUAUGAAGCAUUGGACCUGCUGACCAGGGAGAAUGUGGCUCUGAAGGUAGAGUCAGCCCAGCAGCCUAAACAGGUUCUCAAGAUGGAGGUGGCCGUCCUCAAGAAACUGCAAGGAAAAAAUCAUGUAUGUAAAUUCAUCGGAUGUGGAAGGAACGAGAAGUUUAACUAUGUGGUCAUGCAACUUCAGCAGGGGAGAAACCUAGCAGACCUGAGGAGGAGUCAGCCUCGCGGCACCUUCACCAUGAGCACCACGCUACGCCUGGGCAAACAGAUUCUGGAGUCCAUAGAGGCCAUCCACUCUGUGGGCUUCCUGCACAGAGACAUCAAGCCUUCUAACUUUGCUAUGGGUCGACUCCCCUCCACCUAUAGAAAGUGCUUCAUGUUAGACUUUGGCCUGGCUCGCCAGUACACCAACACUACCGGAGAGGUUCGACCGCCCAGAACUGUGGCGGGAUUUCGGGGAACUGUUCGUUAUGCGUCAGUAAAUGCUCAUAAAAACAAAGAAAUGGGUCGUCAUGACGAUCUAUGGUCGCUAUUUUACAUGUUGGUAGAGUUUGCAGUCGGUCAGUUACCAUGGAGAAAAAUUAAAGAUAAGGAGCAAGUGGGUCAGAUUAAAGAGCGCUACGACCACAGAAUGCUGCUCAAACACAUGCCUUCUGAGUUUUACAUCUUCCUGGAUCAUGUUUUAGGCCUUGACUACUUCACCAAACCAGAUUACCAGUUGCUGAUGUCGGUCUUUGAGAACAGUAUGAAGGAACAUAUCAUCACAGAGAACGAGCCUUUUGAUUGGGAGAAGGGAGGGACGGAUGGAGUGCCUCUGUCCACCAGCACGUCAACGCCCCCUCAACAGAACACACGACAGACUCCCGCCGUGAUCGGGGUGGUGAACGUGACUCUGGUUCCUGGGGAGCUGCCGAGGGAGAACACAGAUGAUGUUCUACAAGACGAGCACCUGAGUGACCAGGAGAACGCUCCACCUGCAGUACCCAGCAGGCCUGGCGAGGGGACACUUCCCCAGAUGGAAGCCGAGGCGUGGAACGACACCGACUUAAACCGCAACCAACUCAGGAUCAGCAUCAGCAAGGGGAAGUUGGCUGCGGAGGAAGAGGAGCCUGCUAGAGGGACGUGUCCUGAUGCCCUCGUGGGUGGAGCUCCCCCAGAAAUGACUGGUGCUCAGGUCUGCGCUCUGCGGUACCGGAGGAUCAACAGCCCAGAGUCAGACCGUCUGUCCGCCGCAGACGGGAGACCAGACAUCUACGACAAACGAGGGUCUCGUAUGGACAUCCUGGGAUCCCCGUCCCGCCACGUGCAGUCCUCCCAGCCAGCCCAGAUGCACUCCCUGGAGGGAGGAGGUGGGGACCGGCAGGGUGGCAGUGGUAGACCAGGUCAAGAGGUCUCCGUAGCCUCUGUGGCCGAUCCCGAGGCCCACAGUAACGCGUUCAUCCGGUCUGUACCACUCGCCGAGGAGGAAGACUUUGACAGCAAGGAGUGGGUGAUCAUCGACAAGGAGACUGAGCUCCAGGACUUCCUGGGUCUCCUGGGCCCAGGGGCUGAGCCCACCACCUCGGGGCCCACCACCGACGAGGAGCCUGAGGAGCUGAGGCCCCUAGACGAAAUGGAGGAGUGGAGGAGGUUACGGGGAGCUGGAGGUGGAGAGGUGGUGGUGAGGCCAAAGAUGCGUGCAGGAGGCAUUGGGGCGCAGCCAGAAGGGGAGGGGUCUAAUGGGGCCAGUCCUGGGUACCCAGGUUAUCACACUCUGCCUCAUAGCCGUGGACACAGACCACGGCCACAGUCGGAGUACUUUGGAGCUCACGGACAGGCCCUGGAGCAGAUCAGCCCAUACCAGGGUGGCAGAGGGGAGGACCUCAACUUCCAGGGUGUAGAGAGAGAGAGGCCUAAACUACCCACGCUGGCCCAGCAUCGCUUUCGACGGGUGGACUUCCUCUCUGCCAUGCUCACCGGCCCCGCCACCCUUCCACCACUCCAAAUCUCCUUUGAGGUUGAGCAAGAUCAGGAUGGGAAUGUGGAUGCUGUUGAGGUCGGGGCUGGGGCUGGGGCAGUGUCCAGUGGGGAUGGGAGCCCCAAGAGCAGCGAGCACAGCCAAGAGGGUGAUGAUGGAGCUCCCUCUACUCUCCUUGCAGACGAGCCUCCUCGGGAAUACCCUCGCCGGGCCUCUUCAGGAGUGGGGUUUGGUGGUGAUCCGGACCUGGAGCUGGAGGAAGGCUCCAAGACUCUGGUGCUCUUCUCCCCUGGAGACGUGAGGAGGUCCCUUGCUGUGGUGGGUGAUCUGCCCCCGGACGAUGCCGGGAGUCACCAGGGGACGCUGGCAGCCAUCACACCCCAGUGCGAGAGAGCUCUGGGACCUCUGGGAAGCCUGCUGGACGUGUCUGAGCCAGAUACUUUGUUCUCGCAGUUGAAGUCCGAGUCCAAACCGCCUUCGACAGCCAUCUCCGCCAUCCUGGUCAAUGUGGCGCCCAAUGUUGUUACUCCCACCAGCACCUCCCCUCCUUUCACCAAAGUAGAGCGGACAUUCGUACACAUUGCCGAGACUACCCACCAUAAUGUGAUGAGCUCCUCAGGGACUCUGCAGCUCAGGCUGCUGCUCCCUGGGCUGGUUGAGGAGCCCACAGAUGAACAGGAGAACCACUCGGAGGAAGAGAAAGAGCAGGAUGUCUUGGAUGGAGAGAAAGAGAGGAGCAGGGAGAGCAGAUCCGAUGUGGACCGUUCAGACUUUGAGAAGGAGAGGGAAAGUGGAUCUGAGGGCAAGGUUCCAAACAGAGACAGUGACGAGGGGAGGGAGAGUGGAUCUGAGGGCGAGGUUCCAAACAGAGACAGUGAAGAGGGGAGGGAGAGUGGAUCUGAGGGCAAGGUUUCAAACAGAGACAGUGAAGAGGGGAGGGAGAGUGGAUCUGAGGGCAAGGUUCCAAACGGAGACAGUGAAGAAGGGAGGGAGAGUGGAUCUGAGGCCAAGGUUCCAAACAGAGACAGUGAAGCGGGGAGGGAGAGUGGAUCUGAAGGGGAGUUCCAAAAGACAUACGACGUACAGAGGAGGGAGAGUGGAUCAGAAAGCAACGUCUUUGAGAAAGACGAGGAAGGGGACGAAGUGAGCAUUUUUGAGGAGGAGGAAGAGGAGAAGAGAGAGAGUAGGUCCAAGGAGGAAGAUCCCGAGAGAGAAAUCCCAGGUUCCCCAGAGAGAGACAAGGCUAAGGAGGAGGAAAAGGAUGUUGCAAAGAAAGAGGUUGAGGAGUUAAUCCCCCCAGAAAAAGAGAUGGAAGAAGAGCCGGAACUUGGGGACGAAGUCCAGCCAGCGAUCCAGUCAAACCUCUCCUCUCCCAUUCUUGGUGCCCCAGAAGAACCUGAAGCCCAGGAUAUCCUGGCCAUUUCAAUAGAAACCAAGUUAGAGUCUGAAACAGAGGACACCCCUAUUGUCGUUUUGCCUGAGAUGGAGCCUGCCCAUGUGAUGUUAGCAGAGAAGGAGAGCCAGAUCCAUCUCGAACAAAACAAUGAGGCUUCUCCACAGAAGGAAACCAAGGACCCUGGUGAUCCAGAAAAAUUGGCAGAGGCCAGCAAACAGACCAGGCCUCAGAAAAUGAGCAGAAUCCCGGUUCUCUCUCGGUCUGAGGAGGACACCAGCUCGGACCAGGACCAGUCGGCGGCGUCCCAGUCAUUCAAGUCUCAUCAGAGGGCCAAGCGACCUCACCUAGCCCGGCUGGUCAUGGAAAGGAGGCAAGGUCGCAUGCUAAGACUGGCUUCUGUUUCCUCUGCGUCCUCUGCGGAUGAUGGCUGUAAAGUUCCAGCAGAGAUCCAGUCAGAGGAAGAUACCCAUGAUGAGGACAACUAUCUGCCCAGGAAGGAGAGGGGAAUUUGGGGGGAGAGGAGUGAGGGGCGUCAAAGGAGCAGAAUACCCCGUCCUGUCACGGCUGUUAAGCUACAGGGAUCCUCUGUUACACCAUUUCAUGCUGUCUCCCAAACUGGCCCCAGUGCUAAUCUCCACAAACCCCAACUUUCAACUAUAUAUGCUAGGCAUCAAUCUCACAAAACUAGGACCCCAAGAAUAAAUGUUCCACUGCACCAGAGGUCCCAGACUCUGCAGUCCCGACCCGGACCCGGGACGAACUCCUCCUUCUUAUUAUCCACCCCCCAGACCCCCCUGCGUGGGGUCAUCUCCCGAACCCCUCUCUCUGCAUGCCCCUCCCCCCGUAGCCUCAGCACCUCCCCAUGUUGCUACUCCACUUCCCGGACCGACAGCCCCUCCCCUCAGCGCCCACGCCGGGGGGCUGCAGUUACAGAAGUCCGGAGGCAGCUCAUAUCCGUGCGGGCGCAGACUGCACUUCCGCUAAAACCCAGACCGCCUCAAACCGAUGAUUCCUCAGCCCCUGGGACGCCCAGGAGGCGAGGCAAACUUUACCCGUUGUCAUCUACAUCCAUACCCACCAAGGGGAAGUCAGAUGCUUCUGAGAGCAAGACAACCACCAGAUAAUAUAGCCUAGCUUAGUGUAUCAGGGCUAUCUAUCCACCAGAACACCCACACUGCACUUCACACACCCCUUUAUCUACUGUAUGUCAGACUAACUCCAUGACCUCAAACGUGUUUGUGCAAAAACACUAUGUUUCAACUCUCAGCUUAAGAUAACAAAGAGGGGUCUGCUUCUAAUCACAGUUAAGGCCAAGAACAAAACCAGUAAUAGAGAGCACCAGGCAGCGGUGAGACCCCCAAUGCCACAGACUAGGGAAGUGGGUGUGACCCCCAAUGCCACAGACUAGGGAAGUGGGUGAGACCCCCAAUGCCACAGACUAGGGAAGUGGGUGAGACCCCCAAUGCCACAGACUAGGGAAGUGGGUGAGACCCCCAAUGCCACAGACUAGGGAAGUGGGUGAGACCCCCAAUGCCACAGACUAGGGAAGUGGGUGAGACCCCCAAUGCCACAGACUAGGGAAGUGGGUGUGACCCCCAAUGCCACAGACUAGGGAAGUGGGUGUGACCCCCAAUGCCACAGACUAGGGAAGUGGGUGUGACCCCCAAUGCCACAGACUAGGGAAGUGGGUGUGACCCCCAAUGCCACAGACUAGGGAAGUGGGUGUGACCCCCAAUGCCACAGACUAGGGAAGUGGAUGUGACCCCCCAAUGCCACAGACUAGGGAAGUGGGUGUGACCCCCAAUGCCACAGACUAGGGAAGUGGGUGUGACCCCCAAUGCCACAGACUAGGGAAGUGGGUGUGCCCCAAUGCCCCCCCCCAAUUCCACAUACUAGGGAAGUGGGCGAGACCCCCAAUGCCACAGACAAGGGAAGUGGGUGAGACCCCCAAUGCCACAGACUAGGGAAGUGGGUGUGACCCCCCAAUGCCACAAACUAGGGAAGUGGGUGUGACCCCCCAAUGCCACAGACUAGGGAAGUGGGUGUGACCCCCCAAUGCCACAGACUAGGGAAUUGGGUGUGACCCCCAACGCCACAGACUAGGGAAGUGGGUGUGCCCCCCCCCCAAUUCCACAUACUAGGGAAGUGGGCGAGACCCCCAAUGCCACAGACAAGGGAAGUGGGUGAGACCCCCAAUGCCACAGACUAGGGAAGUGGGUGUGACCCCCAAUGCCACAGACUAUAGAAGUGGGUGUUCGUUACCUCCUUCUGCAGCUGAGGCCUCCCUGCACCUGUCUGGGAACUUGUUCCUUAGCAGGGUUUGAAUUACACAUUGACUCUUGGGGCUCUGCACGAUGAUGGUGCCCAAUGUCCAAAUCGAUUGUGUGGUGCCUGAUUUGUUAUGGGGUUCCACUAGCCUCCCCUAGCCCCCCUGUGAUUCUGACUCAGUACAGCAGCCCUCGUAUGCCUUAAUAAGACCUGUUCUAAGACCAGUUCUUGUCUACUCCUCCCAUCACUAACGCUUCCAGGGAAGAAAAAAAACUGCAACAGCAGAGCAGCAGCCUCCUCUGUUCUCACUUACUAGUUUGCUUAAAGAAGUGCUUUAAAUUAAAAUGAUUACGUGGGAUAUGAAAAUAAUAUAUUGCUAAAUUAUAGGAUGAACGUUAUUUAGGUCAGACCACGGAUAGUAGUUUAGGUAACACUUGACGUUCCUUCUUAUGAAGAGUUCUGAACUGUUAUAUUGCGUUAUAAGCGUUCAUAGCACCUUAUAGAAGUCAUGGAGCAUUAUGAAACUACAAUAAAGCAAUAAGGUACCAGAGACUGUUAUAUAUUAUGAAUAUCUCUCUCAUGCCUUAUUACUUGAUUGUCAAGUUUCACAAUGCUCAAUGACUGCAUCUAUGAGAUUAUAUUAAGGUUUUUAAAGCAUUAUAACACUUUACAAGGUGCUUUGAGUAAAGUUACCGUCAUGUAGAUAAUAAUCAGGGACUGGUAAAUCUGCAUUUUGGAAUGAAAACCUGUGCCCGACCUACUGUAUGAUAACCUCCAUAGAGUAGUAUACAGUCUCAUAAACCCCUAUGAAGGUGUUCAUUAGCCAAUAUCACACUUCGCCAGGAGCUGCUUCAAGUGCUGCUAAAUGUUUCAUGCAGUAGGCCAAUAUCUCUGUUUGAAAUAAGGGUGACGCUUUAAAUUAAGGUACCUUUAUUGUAAAGUGUUACCGAAAUAAGUGUCAUUAUUCCUCUGUCUUUUUCAUUGAGAUAGAAAAGGAUUCUGAGGGAAUCGAAAUGAAUGCAUAAAGUCGAUGUACUUGUGGCUUUGUAAUGGUCAGCAUGUGUUCUUGUCUACGUUCUUGAAACGGUUCACCCAGAAUAUGAUCAUGAGUGGCUUUUAUUUUGGAGGAGUUAAUUAGAUGUACCUGCAGAGUCCCAAAUGGCUCUUUAUUCCCAAUUUAGUGCACUACUUUUGACCAGAGCCCAUAGGGAGUAGGUUGUACCUGCAGAGUCCCAAAUGGCUCUUUAUUCCCAAUUUAGUGCACUACUUUUGACCAGAGCCCAUAGGGAGUAGGUUGCCAUUUGAGGCUCAUAGUAAAUCAGAAACACAUUUAAAGAUAGAUACUGUGGAAUGUGUCCAAAUGAACAUGAUUUCUGUUAUUGUUGUAUUAGGGAGUGUACUUUAUUUAUAAUGAGGGAUACCUGGAGGAAAUCAGACCUCUCUGAAAAGAAAAUGGAUGGCCCUCCCUUCAGUAAAAAAUAUUGCACACUUGAAAAAACACUAGUGACCUUCCCCUAUACCCAAAAUAAUUAUUCAAACAAAGUGGAUAGCAGACAACAUGCCUAAUGUUUACCCUCACUCGUAGACAGAUAGCCUUAGAUAUGCAGUUUUAGAAACUGUAAGCAUUACAUGAAACCGUUUCGUAAGCAUUACAUGGCUCAGUAGCAAGGGCGGUGGGCCAGAAGGUUGUGGAUUUGCAGACCACUGUGGACAAGAGUAGUGGUGAAAAGCUCUGCUUUAUAAUAAAAACACUGCAUGAAUCUAUCAUCUUAUUUGCAGUUCUGAGAAAAAAAUAGCCUUUUAUCAACUCAGAAGCAGAAUUUCGUCUAAUACCUCAACAGUGCAUGACAACGAAUGAGCGCAUGCUGCAGCACAGGAGACGCUUUGAUUUCUAUACGCUAUUGUUAAAAAAGAGGAUCGUCUUCAGUUUGGAACAGUGCUAAAGUUGUCUAUCAACUGUAAACAUGUAGAACAACCGAACCAGUUAUGACUGAGUAUCUGAUCAUCAAUGAAUUAGACAAAAAUGCAUUUGUUUUUUAACACAGCAGCCGCAGAUCAUCAGGUAGGCCUAUAUGCACUUGCAACUUUUUUUCAAUUGUGAAACUAUCAUUUUCUAAUUCAUUCUAUUUUAUUCCGUUACAUUCCUGUUACAAAAUAGACAUGCAUAGCUCACCGCAUGAUCCUCAAACCAAAGACGGGCCAAACUCAUGUUUCUAAAAGUCAAUUCAAAGGCACUGUAGAAUGACAGUGUAGCCCAAUUAGGAAUUUUUUGUUUCAUUGAUAUUUCAUUCUAAGUAAUUAUUUUAAACAGCCUUAAUGAAAAAUGUAUAGGCAUGUUGUUAAAGUACUGUUGUUGAUGUGCUGUUGAAAUGCUGACCACUCCUGCCUGCCUGUAGCUUGUCACAAAUCCUUCACAAUGUAUUUCUUAAAUAGCAUACUAGACCCUUAUACAGAAACCCAGGUGAAAACCCCAAACAGUAAGCAAUGCAGAUGUAAAAGCACGGUAGCUAGGAAAAACUCCUUAUAAAGACUGGAACCUAUGAAGAAACCUAGAGAGGAAUCAGG